AUGAGGGGACAUCGACGUGAAAUAAGCGACUCACAUAUGCCACUUCGCCAGUCAGAAGUUCAAUCUAAUUUUGAUGGACAGGAACUUCAAGUUAGAGUAGAGUCUCCUCGCCCUUGCAGCUCUGUAAACAUUAGAAAUUGUAUUCAACUUAAUGGGGAUAUUACAACAAAUACUUCACAUUUACAGCAACAACAAAAACAUUUAAUGAUGGAAUCGAGUUCUCCCAUUUCUAGACAAACAACAAAUAAUAAUAGAGACAGAAUUAACAAUAACACAACAGUCAAACAAACAACCACAUAUUAUUCAACACGGACUGGGACCUUCUGUUCAGAACUUGUAAAAACAUUUGUAGCCUUUCUCUGUUUGACAGUUUCUGCAUUCCUUAAUUUUUUUCUUCUAACAAUUAUUCACGAUAUUGUGCCGAGGGUGCCGUUAAAUGAUCUGGUUUGGUUUAUAGUUCCACAACAAAGUUGGGCUUGGCCUGUAGGGGAUGUUCUUUCUACUGUCAAUUCUAUUGUUGGAUUUGCCAUUGUAAUGUUACACAGUCAUCGCUUAGUUAUUUUAAGAAGAGUUUUUUUAAUUGCUGCAAUUCUUUACGGUUUAAGAGCUAUAGUUUUGGGAGUUACCUUCUUGCCGCCGUCCUUUGAAAAUCGUGAUACCAUUUGUAGACCUCAAAUGAAUGGAACUUCAAUGUAUGCAGACGAAAUAAUGGCUAGAUUUGUUACUUAUGUUGUUACGCUUGGAUUGACUUCUAGUCAACCAGAAAUUCUUUGCGGUGAUUUAAUGUUUAGUGGGCACACUGUUGUUUUAAGCAUAAUGUAUUUUACUCAAUUGCGUUAUAGUCCUAGAGGAUUGUUUUUAAUUAGAUGGAUAGCCCUUCCAGUGACAUUUUUGGGUAUCGGGGCUUUGGUGUUGAGCGGUGGACAUUACACAAUGGACGUAUUAAUUGCAUAUUGGCUUACUUCUCACGUCUUUUGGGCUUAUCACCAAAUGUUUGAAUGUCCCAGACAUCGAAGACCUAAAGCGCCGCUUUCAAAUAUUUGGUGGUUUUGGCUCUGUUAUUGGUUUGAAAACGAAGUACCCGAUACUGGACCUUUAAAAAACGAGUGGAAUUGGCCUUUUUCUGGACCUAGAUGUUUGCAUCGAUUAAUGGCAAAAUUAAAUUGUAAAUUGAAAUAA
This is a messenger RNA of Meloidogyne enterolobii, 1179 nucleotides long. The record is from the annotation of a GenBank genome assembly. Lineage: Eukaryota; Metazoa; Nematoda; Chromadorea; Rhabditida; Meloidogynidae.